AUGUUUGACUUUGGUGAGGCGGACUUUGGGAGCCGGCCUCCGCCCGCUCGGUAUGAGUUCACCUGCAACAGCCCCCCGAAGCAGAAGCCCAAAAAGGCCAGCGUCAAGGUGCGCAGCCGCGACAAGCGGCGGCAGGCGGCGGUCGACCUGGCUGAGCUGGACAGCGCAGAGGCGCAGGCGCUGGAGGCGCAGCUGGGCAUGGCGCCGCGGGAGCUGCCGCCGCACCUACGCGCCUACGCGCUGCAGGUGGGUGCAGGCCCAGGCCCCGACCUUGUGCUGCCGACCCUAGCCCACCAGCUGAUGGCAGCAGCCAAGCGGGUCUGCCGGCGCCUCGCCUCGCCGCAGGCCGGAGCCGUUCUCAACUACAGCGGUCUGUCCAGCCUGACCCCGGCCGAGGCCGCCGCCUCCGCCGCCCGCAUGCUGCGCUUCUUCGACCUAGGCGGCCACGAGCGGUUCAGCAAGACGCUGCUGCACGGCCUCACAGCCAUGCUGCCAGACCACGUGCUGCUCUGCGUGUCGGCGGUGGCAGGCGUGUCGUGGGCGACGCGCGAGCACCUGGCUGUGUCUCUGGCCCUGGGCAUCCCGCUGCUGGUGGCCAUCACAAAGGCGGACCAGGCCAGCGAGGCGGCGGUGGAGGCGGUGGCGGGAGAUGUCAGGUGCCUGCUGGCAGCGGCGGUGCGGCAGGGCGGGGGCAGCGUGGGCAGCGCCGCCUCGCUGGCGCCGCUGGUACAGACGGAGGCGCAGGCGGUGCAGCUGGCUGCCGCCGUGCAUUGCAGCCGGAUCGUGGCCCCAGGCGCCAGCCUGUGCGUGCCCUUGUUCCCCAUCUCUGCCGUCACUGGGGCCAGCCUGCAGCUGCUCCACGCUUUCUUCUGUGCCCUGCCGCCGACUGGUGCCGCCGGCACAGCCGGCAAGGCGGCAGGCACAGCAGCGGGAGCUGGCGGCGGCGAGGGCAUGCAGGGCUGGGGCGGGGGACCAUUGCAGCAGCAGCAGGCGGCGCCCACCGGCGCGCCAGCGGCGGCGGCGGCGGCGGCGCCAGCGGAGGGCGAUGGCGGCGGCACUGGGCCGAGCCAGCCCGCUCACUUUCAGAUAGAUGGCUGCUUUGAGGUGGCGGAUGUGGGAACAGGCAAGCCCUCGGCGCCGCGCAGCCCGCCUGCUGAGCGCGGCCCUCUUCCUCCCGCCGCUGUCUCUCUCCUGCCGCACACGCGCAGGCCCUGUCUCACCGUGCCCAUGUACAGCGGCACCGUGGUGUGCGGCAGCCUGCGCAUCGGCCAGCAGCUGCUGCUGGGGCCGCUAGACGGCGGCGCCUUCCGUUCAGUCAUAGUCACCGGCAUCCACCGCUCCAAGGUGGAUGUGGGGGCGGCGCACCGGGGCCAGCACGCAACCGUGGCGGUGCAGCCCCUGGGCGGCGGCGGUGAGGAGGCGGCGGGGGAGGAGGAGGGGGUGGCGGCGGCGCCGGUGCGAGCCGACAGCGCCGGCUGCCUGCACGCCUGGAUGCAACAGGCCGGCGGCAGCCCCGCUGUGGCCAUAGGCCCGCAGGCCGGCGCAGCGCCUGGGCCGGGGGCGGCCUGCGGCGCCGCGCGCGGCCCCAGCAGCAGCCUGACGGCGCAGCUGGCGGCCUGCCAGGCGCGUCAGGCGCUGCCUGCUGCGGCGGCGGCGGGCUCGGCACCCGGGGGGGACCACCUGCAUCGCCUCUGGGGCUCCUCCCCGCAGCUGGCCCCUGGCGGCGGCGGGCCCGCGCCUCGCCCACGCAAGGGCGCCGUGCUUCUGGACCCCUCGCUGGCCCCCUGCGCCUGCACACAGUUUGAGGCGGUGCUGGUGCUGCUGGGGGGCCACUGGCCCGCCAGGGGCCUGCUGUCGGGCUGCUACCCGCCAGAGGGGGAUGAGAGCGAGGAGGCAGACCCCGCGCUGGUGCCCCGAGGCGGCUCCUUCGACCCCUCCCUCGCCACCGCGGCCGGCGACGGCGGCGGCGGCCUGGGCGGCGGCAGCCUGGGCGCGGCGCGGCCGCACAGCCUGGGCUCCGGCAAGCUGCACCGCGCCGCCUCCCGCCGCCGCCUGGCCUCCUACACGCCCGUGGUGCACUGCGGCAGCAUCCGCCAGGCCGCGCACGUCGUGGCCAUGCGGGAGCUGCCGCUGCACGCAGCUGGCGGCGGCGGCGGCGGCGGCGGCGCCAGACAAGAGCCCUGGGGCGACGGCGAGGCGGCGGCGGGGUGGGUGCGGGAGGACUCGUGCGGCGUGGAUGAGCUGCUGUCUGCGCUGGAUCUGCUGUCGGAGCUGUCUGGAGGCAGCGAGCAGCCCGGCAGCCAGCCCGACCCGCGACAGCUGGCAGGCGCCGUGGCGGCCGCCGGCGUGCUGCUGCCGCACGCGCUGCCUGCGGCCGGUGCCAGCCCCAGCGCAAGCACCAGCGCAAGCGCAAGCGCAAGCGUCCCAUCCACGAGCGCCGCCGGCACCAGCCCCGCCUCGGCGGCCGGCAGCAGCGGCGCGGGCAGCGGCGAGGGCACGCCCGUCACGCCGGCAGCGCCAGCAGGCGGCGGCGGCGGCCCGGGGCUGCAGCUGGCGGCGGCGCUGGAGCGCCAGCGCUCGCUGCUGCAGCCAGGCGACGACAUCGGCUGCCUGGCGGUCGUUACCUUCGCCUUCAUGCACCAGCCAGAGUGGCUGGUGGAGGGCGCCCGCUUGGUUGUGCGCGACAGGACCAGCGGGCGCGCCGCGGGGGCCGGGGCGGUCUCCGCGCACCUAGAGGGCACCGUGCCGCUGAAGCGAGCGGUGGUGGAGGAGAUGCUCGUGCAACGCCUGGCUGAUAGGCUUCACUCGCUCUCAGAUGGCCAGCUGGCGACGCUGAUGGAGCAGGUGCUGCAGGGGGAUGCAGCGCGCCUCCCGGCAGAGCUGCUGCAGCCCCCGCCGCAGCAGGAGCAGCGGCCUCCCGCCGCCGCCGCUGUGCCGUGGCCGCGGCAGCCGCCGCCGUCUGCGCAGCAGCAGGGCAGCGGCCAGGCGGAGGCACUAGAAGCGCCGCUGCCGCCGCCGCCGCCGCUGCCGCCGCCGCCGCCGCUGCCCCUGCCGCCGCCGCAGCAGCAGCAAGGCACAGCCGCUGCGCCGGCUGCUGCCAGCAGCAGCCCUCUGCCCAGCAGCGGCGACGGCGACGGCGGCAGCGGCGCAGCAGAGCUGCAAGAGGGGCCGGACCUGACUCAGGAGCUGCUGGGGAGGUUCCACCGGCAGCGUGAAGCGAGCAGCGGCGGCACAGGCGCGGAAAGCGGCCCCGGCCUCCGGCUGCCCGGGGCGCUGUCGGAUGCAGGCAGCUGGCGCCUGGCGCUGCUGGCGGUCGCGGGCCCUGCUGUGCUGAUUGCCAGCCUGGCCAAGCUGACGGGCGGCGACGGCAAGCAGCAGCAGCAGCAGCCAAGCUCCCAGCCGCCGGAGCAGCAGCAGCAGCAAGCGCAGCGACCGGAGCAGCAGCCGCAGCAAAGCGAGCCGUCUCAGGACCAGCCGCAGUGGCAGCUGCCAGCAGCGCUGGCCCAGCCGGCACAGCGCCAGGACAAGGAGCAGCAGCGGCAGCCCUGGUCCCUUCUGUCGUGGCUCUUCGAGUCGCAGAAAAGCGAGGAGAGGGAGGAAGCGGGACGGCAGGGAGCAGCAGCAGAGAGCGCUCCUGCAGGAGCUGCGGAGCAAAGCAGCCGGCAAGCUGUGCCUGCCGCCGCCUCCGGUGCGCAGCAGCAGCAGGUGGGGGCUGGGCAGGGCGGCCCGCUGCCUCCGCCCCCGCUGCCGCCCGGGUAUGCUGACCCCUUGGCCGCCGGAGGCGGCAGCAGCGAUGCGGCGGCGGCAGCAGCAGCUCCGGGCGCCAUUCUGUGGCAGCGCAAGGAGCCAGCUCAAGAAGCCGGCAGCAGCAAUGCCGCGGCGGCAGACGGUGGCGCGCCCAUUCUGUGGCGCCGCGCUGAGCCUGUCGAGCCUGCGCUGCACGCUUCAUCAGAGCAGCAGCAGCCGGAGCUGGCGGCAGAGCAGCCGUUUCUCGCGCCAGCAGCCAGCGCUCUUGUAGGGUCUUCCAGCUCGCUCGCAGCUCCAGCCAGUGGCAACGGCAGCAGCAGCGGCGGCGUCGACUUGUGGCGCCUCCCCCUGGAGCAGCUGCGGUCCAUCGCCAGCGAAGCGGCUGCCGACCCUGCGCCGCCCGCUGCGCCCGCGCCCCUUGCCGGCAGCAGCAGCAACGGCGCGGGAGCUGCGGCAGAGGAGGAGCCUGCCGAGCCGGCAAGCGCCGGUGCUGCCACCGCUACUGUGGGGGCCAGCGCAGAGGCCUCCGUGCAGGCAGCAGACGGCGGCAGCCCAGGUGCUGGCACGCCGGCCCCUGGUGCGGGCCGGCGGCACUCCUCCAGGGCCAGCCCAGACGCCGCUCUGGACAACGCCGAGCCGUCCGCGGGCUGGUUUGGGCGGCUGCAGCGCAUGAGCCGCCGCCGCGGCGUGGGCGCUGGCGCUGGCGGGGUGCUGGACGAUGACGAGUGA
Molecule: messenger RNA, 4476 nt
Organism: Chlorella variabilis
Lineage: Eukaryota; Viridiplantae; Chlorophyta; Trebouxiophyceae; Chlorellales; Chlorellaceae
Exons: 11
Coding region: 1-4476 (1491 amino acids)
Biological process (GO): translational elongation
Molecular function (GO): GTP binding; translation elongation factor activity; GTPase activity
Source: RefSeq, a predicted model, not a curated record